UAGCAGAGUUUUGCAUUUUUCUCGGUAGACUCCAAAAUAAAGAAGGGCUUCCGGUUUUGGGAUUCGUUGUUGCCAUCUGUGAUUGACACUACUGCCGGUACUGUAGUUAUGAUAGGCCUCGGAUUUUGCUCGUUUUUGAGGACCCGGCUUGAGCUCAUUUGCGGUGUGAGAUACUUGUACUUGUAUGAUGUGAUUGAUGACAAGGAAACAUGCCUGGUCCUGGUUUUCCUUCGUAUCAUGCUUAACCCAAGGAUUCACAUAACGGCUACAGGAAUUGCUCUAACUCACCGGUGUCCUGCAGAAAAACUGAAAGUCGGGUUCUGAACGGGGAGGUCGGAAUCUAUGCCAGGACGGCCAACCGGUACCGGUAUUUGGGGAGAGUCAGUGAAGAUUGAGGAAUUCGUAAAGUUUAUACUACGGUAAACCCCCGAUGGAGGACCCUCGCAUUAUCGGGGUUCUUUUUGGGUUGGGUUGGGGGGGGACAUUUUUUCCUUGUUGGCGAGAUCAUUCGGUUUGUAAUCGUAAUUACCGUAUUAUCGUAAAAAAAAAAAUUGUGAACGAGUUUCGCCACAGGUACAGUACUCGUACAGUAUCAUACCGUAGAUGAUGAUGGCGAAAAGAAAAAAAGGGCUUUACCCUCGGUAACGAAAAAGGUCAGCUACUGGUACCGUAUGUAUCUAUGUAUGUAUGUAAACUUGGCUGGAGGCAGCAGCAAAUUUUGGGGACAGAACCGGGGAGGUCCCCAUAGAAAUGGCUGGAGCAUGCUGUGGGUUGGUGGCCUCACAGGAUGCGCGUUUGGUAAACCCUUAAGCCUAAAACGGUUGGCGCCUGGAGAGGCCAGCUGCGCCGCGUGAGCGAUAGGCUUGUGCACCACCGCUAUUUAAACUGCUUCCCCCUCUCUGACUCCUUCUCUUUCCUCAACCAUCCUUCUUUCCCCACCCGCUACAACCUUUCUUCUGCUCACCAUCAAGACUCCCGUUAAGAAACAAACAAAAACAUCUUCCAUAACAAUAAUCAACCAUGCAAAUCUUCGUUAAGACUCGUGAGUUUAUCUGGACCCUUUCUGCUUUGUUUCUCUGCUCUCUUUCCUUUUUUUUCUUUUCCCAUCGGUUGUUAUAGGGUAUGCGAGUUGGAUGAAAUUCUAAACAUUCUUCUAUAGUCACUGGAAAGACCAUCACCCUUGAGGUGGAAUCAUCGGACACUAUUGACAAUGUCAAGUCCAAGAUUCAGGACAAGGAGGGAAUUCCCCCGGAUCAGCAACGUUUGAUCUUCGCUGGAAAGCAGCUUGAGGACGGACGCACCCUUUCCGACUACAACAUCCAAAAGGAGUCUACCCUCCAUCUUGUUCUCCGUCUUCGUGGCGGUAUGCAAAUCUUCGUCAAGACUCGUAGGUUUCCUGCAUCUUUGCUUACGUGGCAUGAACUAACCUUAUGUCAUAGUGACCGGCAAAACCAUCACCCUUGAGGUGGAGUCUUCUGACACCAUCGAUAACGUCAAGUCGAAGAUCCAGGAUAAGGAGGGUAUCCCUCCAGAUCAGCAGCGUUUGAUUUUUGCUGGAAAGCAACUUGAGGAUGGCCGUACCCUUUCCGACUACAAUAUCCAGAAGGAGUCUACCCUCCAUUUGGUCCUUCGUCUUCGCGGUGGAAUGCAGAUCUUUGUCAAGACCCUCACGGGUAAGACGAUCACUCUAGAGGUUGAGAGCUCGGAUACCAUAGACAACGUCAAAUCCAAGAUCCAGGACAAGGAGGGAAUUCCCCCAGAUCAACAGCGCUUGAUUUUCGCUGGAAAGCAGCUCGAGGAUGGUCGCACUCUCUCAGACUACAACAUCCAGAAGGAGUCUACUCUACAUCUUGUCCUUCGUCUCCGUGGUGGAAUGCAAAUUUUCGUUAAAACCUUGACCGGAAAGACCAUCACCCUCGAGGUGGAGUCUUCUGAUACAAUCGAUAAUGUAAAGUCGAAGAUUCAGGAUAAGGAGGGUAUUCCUCCAGACCAGCAGCGUUUGAUCUUUGCUGGCAAGCAAUUGGAGGACGGCCGGACUCUUUCUGAUUACAACAUCCAGAAGGAGUCUACUCUGCACUUGGUUCUCCGUCUUCGUGGCGGGGCUUUGUAAGGUUUAGGGAUGGUGUUAAGACUGGACGAUUUAUGUGAUUCCGGUGGCUUGUAAAUGAUUGGAUGGCUCCUUACUUUUUUUUUUUUUUUUACUAGGUUCUUUGGUGUUUGGGCCGACUUACCCUGGUUUGUAUUGCUUUCUAUUUAGCAAAUGAUAUGAGACUCUUUUUGAAGCAUUAGAUCUUUUCCUGUGAGGAAGGGCUGGUGGUGGUGGGUGUGGGAGAUGAAGAAAGCUGGUCUAUUGUUGAGAUGCACUCGCUUUUUACUUUGAUCAUACGAAAUAUUUGACUGGCGA
Molecule: messenger RNA, 2404 nt
Organism: Tuber aestivum (summer truffle)
Lineage: Eukaryota; Fungi; Ascomycota; Pezizomycetes; Pezizales; Tuberaceae
Source: the annotation of a GenBank genome assembly